Molecule: messenger RNA, 2925 nt
Organism: Didymodactylos carnosus
Lineage: Eukaryota; Metazoa; Rotifera; Eurotatoria; Philodinida; Philodinidae
Source: the annotation of a GenBank genome assembly
UGUGGUAGUCGGGAAAUUUUUACCACAGACUCAGUGAAUGAUGGGCAACAAAAUGCACCUUUUAGAUUUUCAACAGGAUCACUUUCAUUUUCUUUUAUCAAUUGUACAAAAAAGUUGCAAUUGACUCGCCUAUAUAGAAUAAAUUGAUCGAUGUUUCUAUGGGAAUAUUGACAAUAUUUAUAAUCUGUUUGAAGUUAGAAAACAUGUUCUAAUUUUAAUCUCGCUUUUAUUUUGUUAAGGAUUUACUUAAUAAAAACCGGUAUAUCGCAGCUCAAGGUCCAACAGAAGAAUCAUUGAAUGAUUUUAUUCGUAUGAUAUGGGGAUUACAAAUAACAAGUAUUAUAUGCACAGCAAACGAAAUUGAAGGCGGACGAUAUAAAUUUAAAAGAUAUUGGCCGGAGGACACGAAUCCGAUUGUUAGUGGAGACUAUCGAAUUAGUAAAAAUGAUUCGCGUGAAAAAACGUUUACAUGUAAUAACUAUGAGAUACGACCGUUAACAAUUAGUUAUGGAAACAAGCAACAUCAUGUAUUAUUGUAUCACUUUUUACAUUGGCAAGAUCACGAUACGCCCAAUGAAGAAGAAUCUAUUCUCGAACUGUUAGAUCGUUUAUAUAAAGAUAGAAACUUAGCACCUGACACUCCGAUUCUUGUCCAUUGCAGCGCUGGUUGUGGUCGUACUGGAACUGUUAUAGCCAUUGAUUUAUGUCGUACAAUAGUAAAUGGUGAAGUGCCGCUAAAUAGUGAAGAAUAUCAAACAGAACCUGUAUAUAAAAUAGCAACCCACAUUCGUCAAUUUCGUAUUGCAUUAAUUCAAACAGUUAAACAGUAUUAUUUUGUUUAUAAAAUGCUUUUAUUUAUUAUAAAAAACAAUUCAGGAUAUUCCGAAGAACAACAUUUAAGUUUUGCAAAUUAUCAAGAUACUGAUGAAAACUCUGUGCAACAACGACAUCAAAUCUCAAAUAAAACAUCACCACCAUCAAGUUCCGAAUAUCAACGUCGACGACCUUCUGAACCAUCACAAAUAAUUAGAUUACAAAGUGUCCCAUUAUCACGCCGACGUAAUGCAAAUGAUUCACCAUCGCCAACAACUCCAGUUACUCCUGAAUUUUUUAAUAGUAAACAACCGCCUUUCUCAUCUUCGUCAACAACAUCAGAAAAUCUAGAUUUAAAUAAAUUAAAUGAGCUGUCUAUCCAAUCCCAAUCAGUUCUGCCUCAAACAGAACGACAACAAAUUCAAGUUAAACUAGAUGAAUCUAUUAAACUAGGUCAAAUAUCGUUAGGAGCCCAACAUUCUCCUCCAACAUCUCGACGUUCAACAACAUUAUCGAAUCGUCAACAACAUCAUACAUCUUCAAUACCAAAUUAUAAUCGUCGUUCAUCUUUAUCAUCCUAUUAUAAUCCUAAUUCUAUUAAUUUAGAUGAUUUGAUAUUAGAAACACUACAUUUAAUUCGAACUGUUGUAGACACAGAUCAAGAACCACGUGCCAUGUUAAUUGUAUCAAGAAUCGCAAAUAGAGAAGAUAAUUGGAUUGAUGUUGUGAAUGCUCUUAUUGAACGUAUUCCAUUAGAUGAUCCUUUAGGUCCAACAGUUAUUGCCCUAUUAUUAGAUGAAUGUUCAUUACCAUCUAAAGAACUUUUACAACAAUUAAUUCUAAGAAUAUGUUCAAAUAAUCAUUUAAGAUGUAAAACAAUUACAUGUAUGAUCCAAGAUCUAAUUCAAACUGAGCAAAAACAAAAAUCAAUUAUACCAUCGAUUGAAAAUUGUGUUGGUCAUGUGAAUAGUAGUCAUGAUGCAUUGGUACCACUGAAAACAACGGGCGAUGAUGCAUUGAUGUAUUUGAAUGAUACACAACAACAACAGUCUAAGACAAAAGUACAUGAUUUUCCAUCUCUACCAAAACAAGAAACUGAUGAAAAUGAUAGUCAUGAAUAUUCUCUCCCAUCUCCUUCAUCUUCUUUUAAACGAUAUUUAUUAAAACGAUCGUCUAACACAAGUUCUGAUCAUGAUACUAAUCGUAAAUUAUCAUACAGUAAAAAUGAUAAUCAAACAUGCAGUAUUGAUUUACAUCGUGAAAGAAAUACACUAGUUGUACUCGGAUGUUUAGCCGAAAAACUUGUUGGUCCAACAAGUUCAGCAAUGUUAAAUACACAAGCACUUGAUUACAUUAUUGAUCGCGUCUAUAUUGGAAUAUAUUGCAUGAAUGUCAUAAAACCGCAUAAUAAUCAACAAUACAAUGGAAUAUUGAAAACGGUUUUAUUUGCUCUAAUUGCAAUAGAAAAAUUUUCUCAAACAUCAGAAUCGAAACAUAUAUUAUUAAAUGCAAUGACAGUCAAAAAUGAUAAUGAUGGUGAAGAUUACCAUGAUUAUCAACAAGAGGGGUUAAAAAAAACAGAAAAAACUGAAGUUGUUUUGGAAUAUUUUGAGCAAUGGUGUACAUCAACAGACUGUCUUAAACGUCAAAUAGGAUUUUAUGCACAAUGGUUAUUGGAUAAUGUAUUUAUAUUGAAACAUCGUCGUUUCAGUUAUGAAAAUAUCAAUUUAAAAUCGAUUAAUGUGAUGUUAAAUGAUAAAGAUGUUAGUGAAUAUCUAAAAAUCGGUCCAAAUGGACUUGAAGCACGAAGUGAUACUGUGUCAUUUGAAAGUGUUCGUUGUACAUAUCACGUCAAUAGCGAUUGUUGGUAUUAUGAAGUAUUAAUUGUUACAGAUGGUGGUAAGUAUGGCGACGUCAUGGUAUAGUUAGUUAGUUAGUUAGACCCGCUACCAUUUCUGGUGUAGGGUGAGAAUAAAACAUCAGGAAAAAAAUAACACAAAAAGAAAAGAGUGUUCAAUUUGACGGAAGUAGUGUUCGUUUCUAUUGAAAAUUGAACUAAGUUAAUUAUCAAGAUACCACCCUCUGUAAUCAGUUUAAGUGAUACCCAUCAUU